GAGUGCCAUGUCUCCAAUAAGUGGUAUGUGGUCAUAAGGAAAGGAAGGAAGGAUUUAAUUGCAUGUCAGGUGUUAUAAUUUAUAUAUCUUAACCUAAAACAUCGAAAAACUUAACUGAACAAUAAUCCACUUUAAUAUCAAAAUGGAAUCUAAGGCAGUGCCCAAAGAAGUCUUAGUAGAUUUUCAAGAAAAGUACAUGAAAGUACGAAAAUUAUUAGAUGAAUAUAGUAAACAGGAUCCUGAAAGUGAGCCCUAUAAAAGUAAAUAUUCUGCAAUGGAGAUUUUAAAGGAGAUGCGCACGAAAAUAGUACAUAUUCUCGAUAAAAAUCUGACUAAAGAACAAGAACAUACUAUCACUACAAUGCUUGCAAUUUUGUGGUUAAAUUUGGGAAUUGUAUCAGUUGAUACUGAAGAUCUUGCUAGCGGUGAAGAACAACUUACUAACUGCAUUGAUCUCUUAAAUGAAUGGGAGCUACAACCAGAAUGUAUUUUACCUAUUCUUAGUGCACUGAAUCAAUUAGGAAUUCUGUGGUCUCAACGAGAUCAACCUACAAAGUCUAAAGUCUUUUUGGAACGAGCUGAAGGCAUUUAUAAGGAUUACAUUGCACAGAAAAAUUUUCACCACCCAAUUAAUAUGGCAAAAUUAUUUAAUGCCACGGAAGAGGAGGAACCAGAUGCAAUGGAGAUUUUGGAGAAGCUUCAUACUUUAACUCUCUAUUAUCUUGCACAAAUAUAUGGUGCUUUGAAAGAUCAUCUAAAAUCAGCAGUUUAUUGCCACAUGACAUUACGAAGGCAACUUAAUGACAAGGAUUUAGAUCAAGUGGAAUGGGCUUUGAAUGCUGCAACAUUAUCGCAAUUUUUCAUGGAAAAAGGAGGAUUUUGCCAAGCCAGAUAUCAUUUGGCAGCAGCAUCCUAUAUUCUAUCAAAAUACGAAGAACAAUUAAAAAGUUUACAAGAAGAAUUUCCCAAUGAUGACAAUAUGGCUGCCAAAUGGGAAAAUUUUAGGCACAGGAAUGCAGAUGUCUCUCGCUGUUGGGCAAAAUAUGGCAUACUACUCUUAAGUGCAUCAAGAGAACGAUUAAUGCAACAAUCUGAAAAUUAUGAUAAUAGACCUUAUAAAACCACUCCAAGUGUAGAAUUAGAUCCCCAAUCUGAAAUAACUGCAAAGUGUUUGGAAAGUCUUAAGUUUAUAUCAAUAGAAAAAGAAAUCACGUUUCUUGCUAAUCAGGUAACAGACAAAUAUUUGUUAGACUUCAAUGAUGCAAGAGCAGUGUUUCUUAAUUCUCAGAAAUGGUUAGAAAAAGCAAAAACCUAUUACAAUUUGGAAUCUCAUGCAUCUGAUUAUGUACAGAUUGAGCAAGAUGCUUCACAAGCUUAUAGAUACUUGUCAUUCUUUGAAGAAGAUGAAAAUCGACAAGCUAAAAUGCAUAAACGCAGAAUAGUUAUACUUGAGAAUGUGCUGUCUGAAUUAAAUCAUCGAUACUAUCAAGCUGUAUGCAGACAAAUUUGGAUGGAAUUGGGUGAAACAUACUCUGAUAUUUUAGACAUCAAACUGGAUCGUUUUCAUACAUCCAAAGAAAGUCCAACACCCCAUGCCCUCUCCAAGAUCAAUAAUCUAGCAAAGAAUGCAAUCAAAAAUUUUCAAGAAUUCUUGAAUUCGAUACAAGAUGCUGGUGUGCCAGAUGGCAUAACUAAAAAAUAUUCAGAUGAUAUGAUACGACCUGCUCUUUGCACAUAUUUUCAUCUUGGAAGAUUAUAUAAUAAGAUAGUGACACCUGACAAAUCUUUACAAUUAGAAAAUGUAAAAAAUAGUUUAAAUGCCUAUAAAUUUUUAGUUGAGUAUUGUGAGAAAGAUAAGAAAGCAAAUGAAGCUAUGCAAGUUGAAUUAAGUGUGUGUAAAGAAUUGGUGAACUUACUUCCACUAAGAAUACAAAAACUAACACAAGAGGUCACACAUUAACAUGAAACAUGUAUAUAUUUCUCAUUUUUAAUUGGAUAAUAAACUUUGUUUCUUUUGAUUCUGUAUAGAAGAAUAUACGUAUAUGAGUACAAUAACUGUAUUAAUUAUGUAUUGGCUAAAUGUAUACAGAUUAAUUUGGGUUAUUAAAAUACUAAGUUUCCAUUGCAAUCAAGUUGAGAGAUGAUAUACAAUGUGUAUUCUAUAAACAUAUGUAUGUAAUAUAGGACCCGCCAAGUAGUACUCAAUAAGAAAUCACCUAAAGUUUUAUUAAUUAUUAAA
Cephus cinctus (wheat stem sawfly) is the source of this 2239-nucleotide messenger RNA. RefSeq names its product KIF1-binding protein homolog. Gene Ontology annotation, molecular function: protein binding. The transcript has a single exon. The coding region runs from base 143 to 1960 and encodes 605 amino acids. Lineage: Eukaryota; Metazoa; Arthropoda; Insecta; Hymenoptera; Cephidae. The record is from RefSeq and is a predicted model, not a curated record.